This is a messenger RNA of Linum trigynum, 1287 nucleotides long. NCBI's taxonomy places the organism in Eukaryota, Viridiplantae, Streptophyta, Magnoliopsida, Malpighiales, Linaceae. The record is from the annotation of a GenBank genome assembly.
AUGAAUCGCGGCCACGUGUUGCAGAGCUCGCCGGUGCAGCAGCAGCAGAUCAUGAUGGCGGGCGGCGGCGGCGGCGGCAACCCUAACUGGUGGAGUACCAUCAAUAACAUGAGGCCUCCGCCGCCAACCACCACCACAACGUCGUCGCCUCAUCACCACCAGCUUCUUCCCAAUAAUAACUUCUUCCCAAACAACUACUCGUCGUCCCUUUUCCCUAUCCAUCUCGCCCCUUCACCUUCUUCCUCCUCCUCUUCCUCCGCCUCCUCACUUCCUUUCCCUUCUUGGCUCGACGGCUCUACCGCCGCCGCCGCCGCCACCGCGGCCCAAGACCAUCAACAACAACUUCCUGAAUCAUGGAGCCAACUCCUCCUGGGAGGAUUGAUGGUGGGGGAUGAAGAGAAGAACGGAACGAACCAAUUAUUGAACCACUUCCAACAAGCGAGCAAGAAGUUCGAGGACGAGCACUGGGAAGAUCAUCAUCACCAGCAGCUGAUGCUGAACAACAACGUCGUCGAUGUGAAGCAAGAGAGCUCUGCCGGAAGCUAUGGCGGCCACCACCAUGCAAACGAAGACUUCCACCAUCAAGCUGCGGCUGCUAAUUGGUCUCACCAAAUCAUGGCUAAUAACAACAGCAACUCUCCGUCUCCCAACUCGGCAAGCUUCACUAGCAGCUUGUUGGACUUCUCCACCACCGCCGCCGCUGCCAAGCAGCUCGGAGUUGGGCACCCGCCGGCGUCGGAGAGCAACAGCACUAAUGGAACUGGGGCAGCAAAGAAAGCUAGGGUUCAACCUUCUUCUUCUUCUACUGCAACCCAAUCUCCCUUUAAGGUGAGAAAGGAGAAACUGGGAGAUAGAAUCACUUCUCUUCACCAGCUUGUCUCUCCAUUUGGGAAGACUGACACAGCUUCUGUCCUGUUGGAAGCGAUAGGGUACAUCAGAUUCCUUCAAAGCCAAAUUGAGGCUCUCAGCUUGCCCUACUUGGGCAGUGGAUCCUCCAACAUGAGGCAACUUCAGCAGCAGCAACACCACCACCAACAUUCUGUUCAAGGAGAACGAAAUUGUGUCUUCCCAGAAGACCCUGGUCAGCUCUUGAACAACGAUGGCAGCAGCUGUCUGAAGAGGAAAGCUGCAGCCUCUUCUGAUCAUCAACAGGACUUCAAUGAGGAGCCAAAGACGGAUUUGAGGAGUAGAGGGUUGUGCCUCGUCCCACUCUCUUGCACAUUGCAAGUUGGCAACGAGAUUGGGGCAGAUUACUGGGCUCCUUCCCUCGGUGGAGGGUUCCGAUGA